Messenger RNA from Pyricularia pennisetigena, 135 nucleotides. RefSeq lists its product as uncharacterized. The record is from RefSeq and is a predicted model, not a curated record. Lineage: Eukaryota; Fungi; Ascomycota; Sordariomycetes; Magnaporthales; Pyriculariaceae. The coding region runs from base 1 to 135 and encodes 44 amino acids. The transcript has a single exon.
AUGCCGUCGGGAUCGACCGUUGCCAAUCAUCCUCCAAAACUUUGUGAUGAGCACGAGCCACCAUCCGAAAGCUCGUCCCAGAUUGGCAACUGCAUCACCUACUGGAUAGAUCCCUGGUUGAGCUUGGGCCAAUGA